AUCGGAUUACCAGGUGAAGCAGCAGGCACCGGGCCCCCAGGCGGGGCGACAGGCAUCGGGCCCCCAGGCGGUGCGACAGGCACCGGGCCCCCCGGCGGAGGGGCGACAGGGAUCGGGCCCCCAGGAGGGGCGACAGGCAUCGGGUCCCCUGGCGGGGCGACAGGCAUCGGGCCCCCAGGCGGGCGACAGGUCUCGGGCCCCCAGGCGGAGCGGCGGGCGCCGGGCCCCCAGGCGGAGCGACAGGUCUCGAGCGGCGGGCCCCCCAGGCGGAGCGGCGGGCGGGCCGGACCCCCAGGCGGAGCGACAGGUCUCGGGCCCCCAGGCGGAGCGGCGGGCGCCGGGCCCCCAGGCGGAGCGACAGGUCUCGGGCCCCCAGGCAGAGCGGCGGGCGCCGGACCCCCAGGCGGAGCGACAGGUCUCGGGCCCCCAGGCGGAGCGGCAGGCGCCGGACCCCCAGGCGGAGUGACAGGUCUCAGGCCCCCCGGAGCGACA
Molecule: messenger RNA, 492 nt
Organism: Staurois parvus
Lineage: Eukaryota; Metazoa; Chordata; Amphibia; Anura; Ranidae
Source: the annotation of a GenBank genome assembly